Messenger RNA from Cylindrotheca closterium, 639 nucleotides. The record is from the annotation of a GenBank genome assembly. Lineage: Eukaryota; Bacillariophyta; Bacillariophyceae; Bacillariales; Bacillariaceae.
AUGAGGAGCACCCGCACCAUCAUGGAGAGGAAUAAUCAAACCAUUGCAUUCUUCAAUGACAGUGAUUAUUUAAAUGCAAUCGAAGCAUCGGCUUUGGCAUUGUCUUCUCUGCGAGAAGCAUCCGCAGUCGAUCCCACUGAAUCAUCACCGGACGAGGAGGGAUCAAGAACAUCCAACACGGAUGGAUCCUCGCACAGCAAUGCACCAUCAGGCAGUGACCGUUUGGACCAAUGCAUGCUUCUUCCGGCAGCAGUCCAGAACGACUUUAAAACAUUACUCCACAGCACUAACUUUAUCUACGAUAACGCCAUUCAGAUUCCCCCAUCCCUCGAGGUGGAUACACAUAUACUUGGCGCGAUUGUUAUUUUCAAUGCGGCUCUGGCACAUCAUCUUGCAUCCGAAUCGCAAGAGACCCCCACGCCUCCCGAAGCCCUUCACAAAGCGCAACGCUUAUACCGCCUGUCUUACCAACUUUAUGGUGGCGGUAAGAGCCUUUUGUUUCAAUUUGCAGUCCUCAACAACUUGGGCGUUGUGGAACGAAGACUUGGAAAUACUUCCAUUUCCAAUCAGUACUUUGACUAUUUGGCGUCUUUGGUGGAACAGUUUGAGAACAAGCAGCAGCACCAGGAACAAGGAUAG